AUGAAAGCAUCGGCAAUCGCUCAUUUAUCUUCAAGCAAAGCGAACCAUAAUGCAAAUAAUCUUUCCUGUGGAAAAACUAUUCCAUUACCACCACCAGGACUUGUGCGUUUAUUACCAGCGUUGUCACCGAUGUAUCCGCUUAUACCAAAUGUUCGUCCAGUAGCUCCACCAGCACCUGGACAAAAUCCAUUCAAUUCCGUAACUGCACCGCGAAAAGAUUCCAAUUGUGAUACAUUUUCGUAUUGCCGUGGAACUGAGUUCAGUCGAUUUAAACAGCAAGCAAAUCGUUCCAAUUUUCCACAUUGUCGAAGUAAUUCACGAGCAAAGCAAAAUAACAGAAAACAGUACUUUCUGCCAUAUAUGAAUAAAGAUAGCGGAAAAUUGCGAAUCAGUUCCAAUAAGCAUGAUGAAGCUUAUGUGGAUAUAGGCGAUGAUAACCAAGAUAUUUUAGUCCUUGGAAUUCAAGAUCGAAAUAGAGCUUUGCAUGGUGAUAUUGUGGUUGUUCGUAUUAAAGAGCGUGAACGCUGGGCGGUACGCGAUGUAUUAUAUUUUGCAUGGCGAGAAGGGAAACUGAACGAACGAAUGGAUGAUGAUGGACAGUUGAUCACAGUGCCCCCGGUAAAAUUGGCCACCAAUAAUUUUAUAUGUCAUACAUCAAUUGCUUCUUUCAAGAGCAAUUGUGAUGGGAAUUAUGACAAGAAUAUAGCUGUAAGCUCUAAUUUCGUUACUAUAAUACGACAAAAUGGUAAUGGUGGCGAUAAUUGCCGCUUUAAUAGACGUUUAUUAAUGAAUAUGUCGAGCGAAGAUUGGGGAAUGCCUGAUUUAUGCCUUCAAAAGACAGCAGAGGUUGUUUUCAUCGUUGAAAAGAGAAAUUGUCGAGCUGCUGUAGGAAUAUUAAAGAAUUUCGUUGAUAAAAAUCGCAAUUUUGCGCUAUUUUUACCGAUUGAUUCCCGUAUUCCUCGAAUGGUGAUACCGGUUGAAGAAAUACCAAAUAACCUGUUUGAUCAAUCACAGUUAUCUUCACGAUUUAUUUAUUUAGCUAACAUAGCUGAAUGGAAUAUAAGGGACCGGAAUGCCCGUGGUAAGUUGUAUAAAAGGCUUGGUGUAAUGGGUGACCUGGAUGCUGAAACAGAAGGAUUAUUAUUUACGAACAAUAUUGAUACUCGAGAAUUCUCACCUGCCGUAUUGUCUUCAUUACCGAUCACAGAAAAUGUUGACUGGAAAAUCGAUGAAAAAGAAUUUAAGUAUCGACGAGAUUUUCGUGAUGAAACAGUUUUCGCAAUAGAAUCAUCAGCUAUUCAUGAUCGAGAUUUUGCUAUGCACUUGAGGAGACUCCAAAUUGAAAAUAACCAUGGUCCAAUAUUUGAAGUCGGUGUUCAUGUUCCUGAUGUAUCUCAUUUUGUUCAGCCAGGUACUGAGCUUGAUAAUUGGGCAGCAAGUCGUGUCACCUCUAUACGCUUGGUACAAAAGAUAAUUCCAAUGUUGCCAAAAAUAUUAACGGAUGAUCUUUGUCUGCUGAAACCGGGAAUAAUUCGUCUCACUUUUUCGGUUUUAUUAAAGAUUGACGAAAAUGGAAAAAUUUGUAGCAUAUGGUUCGGCCGUUCUAUUGUUCAACUAAAUCGCAAGUUUACAAAUGAAACUGCAGAAAUAGCUAAACAGUUCCGAACAAAACGCUUAGGCCCCCAUUUUCGAACUUCGGUACCACCAAAAUUUGAAUUAAAACUUGAAAGAAACAAUGAUCUUUGUGAUGAUUUGUUAAAAAUUGAGUAUAGUAAUGUUGAUUUGUUGAUGGAUGAAUUUAAAAUUUUAACCAAUAUGUACGUUGCUCGAAAAAUUUUAUAUACAUUUCCCGAAAUUGCAAUAUUAAAAAAGCAAGAAAUACCCAAACGAAAGGGCUUAUUAAAGGUAUUAAAAAAUAUUGUGGAACAAUGCGUGAAGCUUUUUGAUUCAGAAAAUGGACUUUGCUGUACAUUUGCUGAUUGCAUCAAUGGUCAUCAUGCAAGUGAUGAUCUAGCUGUAUGCUUUAAAGAAUCACCUAUUGCCCAGAUAUACGACGCAUUACAGCCUGCUUAUUAUUAUGCUGGUGGAGUGGAUAAUAAUUAUGCGGAUUUCAAAUAUUCGGUUCCAGUUUAUACAAAUUUCACAUCGCCAUGUACAAGAUAUCCUGAUAUAAUGGUUCACCGUUUGCUAUCAGGCGCAUUGCGGUAUUCUCUUCCACCUGGUUUGUUAAGUAAAGAAUUGAAAGAAGUACUUGAUUAUUGCAAUGAGAAAUGUCAAAUAGCUACAAAUAUUGAGGAGGCGAAUUUUGAGAUGUUUUUUAGUUCACUGAUAACGAGGAAAGGUCCGAUGGUACUUAAGGCUAUUGUUGUAGGUUUAUUUAAGACGCAUCUUAACGUCGUGCUUUCCGACUACGGUUGGAUUAAAGCAAUCUUUUAUAAUUCUAUGCGGAAAACAUUGUGUGAAGCACGUUUUCAGAAUGGAUAUCGCCCUACUCUUAUCCUUUAUUGGCCAUCAUUGUGCGAUCAAAAUGAUAAUGAAUAUAUUAAAAGUGUUAUCAGACUUGGUUCCAUAGUCGACAUUAUACUUGCACCAGCGCCAGAUAGCAAUAAAUAUAUUGUGACCCUGAAAGCACCUGAAACCCGCGAAUUUCAAUGA
Messenger RNA from Dracunculus medinensis (Guinea worm), 2655 nucleotides. The record is from the annotation of a GenBank genome assembly. NCBI's taxonomy places the organism in Eukaryota, Metazoa, Nematoda, Chromadorea, Rhabditida, Dracunculidae.